Centropristis striata (black sea bass) is the source of this 1035-nucleotide messenger RNA. RefSeq names its product trans-1,2-dihydrobenzene-1,2-diol dehydrogenase-like. The record is from RefSeq and is a predicted model, not a curated record. Lineage: Eukaryota; Metazoa; Chordata; Actinopteri; Perciformes; Serranidae. The coding region runs from base 1 to 1005 and encodes 334 amino acids. The transcript is spliced from 7 exons. Gene Ontology annotation, molecular function: nucleotide binding.
AUGGCAACCCGAUGGGGACUCUGUGGUGCGGGAAAGAUCAGCAAUGACUUCAGCGUAGCCAUGAAGACUCUACCUCCUGGAGAUCACCAGAUAGCAGUGAUUGCAGCGAGGAGCUUGGAGCGUGCCAAAGAGUUUGCCAAGAAGCAUGGUAUUCCUAAGGCUUACGGCAGCUAUGAGGAGCUGGCCAACGACCCAGACAUUGACAUUGUGUACCUGGGAGUGCUGCACACAGAGCACUGGCGGGUCGCUCUGCUGUUCCUCAACACCGGGAAGAAUGUCUUGUGCGAGAAACCUUUCGCUAUGAACUCAGGACAGGUGAAAGACCUCAUCGCUGCAGCCAAGAAAAACAACGUCUUCCUGAUGGAGGCCAUCUGGUCCCGCUGUUUCCCUGUGCACGCUGAGGUGCGCAGGCUGCUGGCAGAGGAGGCAGUAGGGGAGGUGAAGCUGGUAAAGGCCUACUUCGGCUCCCCUCAGCUGCACAUCCCCCGCUCGGUGGAGAAGGGGCUGGGCGGUGGCGCGCUGCUUGAUAUCGGAGUGUACUGCUUGCAGUUUGUGCUGAUGGUGUUCAAUGGAGAGAGGCCAGAGUCCAUCCAGGCCACGGGGGUGCUGCUUGACUCAGGAGUGGAUGAGUCCGUGGCUGUCGUGAUGAAGUUCUCCAGGAACAGGAUGGCCUUCUGCGCCUUUUCAAUUGCUGUUCGACUUCCAAAUGACGCUGUCAUCAGCGGCACUAAGGGCUCCAUUAAAGUUGUUGGACCCAUGCACUGCCCUACCAGGCUCGUCGUGAACAACAAGGAGAUGGAGUAUCCUCUGCCUGAACCCUGCCUCCCUCUGAAUUUCACCAACAGCACCGGGCUUCGAUAUGAGGCAGAGGAAGUGAGGCAGUGCCUGCUUAAAGGACUUAAGGAGAGCCCACGGAUGCCUCUGGCAGACUCUGUCUUACUGACAGGGAUCAUGGAUGAAAUCAGGAAGCAGGUGGGAGUUUCCUUCAGCCAGGACAGCCAGUGACAUCUCUCCAAAGCUGAGCUGUUUCACCUG